AUGGGAAACCUGUCUAAGUUGGCGAUUGCGCUAGGACAGCCAGUCCUACAUGCGAAUUGCUAUGAAACAAUUCAUACGUGGAAUCCCGAUUGUUAUGGAGCAAUAUGGAACGCCAUUCCAAAUGGGGUGCGAUUUUCGUUCAGGACCUAUGCUACAUUUUAUUUGGUAACAAACAUUAUUCAAAAGCGGGGAAGACUAGAUAAAGUCAAAUGGGACAAGUUUAUAAAAGAUGUAGUGCGUUCUUCGCUGUUUUUGACAACUAAUAUGAUAUUUUUUCUAUUUAUUUUGUGCAAAUUGAGGCAACUCCUUGGGUUUUUUACACCGGUUUCACUUGGAUUACUUUCGAGUAUUGCUGCUUCAGGAAUUGCAAUUUUUGUCGAGAAGAAAACUCGUAGACCGGCAUUAGCAUUAUAUUUGACCAAUUUGGCUUCUGAAACUUUUUAUCGUCAUUUAACACUUCAUGGUAAAGCACCACAUUUCAAAUAUGGCGAAUGUGUGCCAUUUGGAAUUGGCUUGAUGAUAUUUUCAUUUCUUCAAGCAUCUGGGCGAUUGCCGAAGUCUUUCAAUGGAUUCAUGAAUAUUAUUUUGAAAUCAAAUAUCUCCGAAAACAUUGUAAACACUAAAAAUUUGCCGAAUGAUUUCAAAGAAUUUUUGGAAAAACUUCGAGCUGAUUAUGACAAAACCGUUUACUGCCAACAUCCUCAUUCUUGUAUCAGUCAAUCCGUCGAGAGCUUCGGAAAGAACUUUUCCACCGGACUUAUCAUUAGCACAGCGCUUCAUUUCGUCAAAAAUGGCACAAGAAUAAUUUCAAAUCCAUUAAAAGUUAUUUCUACAAUUAUAUCGAAAAACAAUAUGCGACUGCCGUUGUUUGCGGGACUUCUUCCUCUUCUUUUCAAUGCCUCUCGAUGUCUGAUGAAUCGGCAUACAAUGAUCCCAAACACAAUGAACAAUACGAUAUCAGCUGGAAUCGCCUCGUUGGCAAUGAUUGCUUUCCCAAAUGUUAGUAUCGCUAUGUAUUUUCUUUGGAAAGCCAUUGAGACGGUCUAUUUCCAUUUAGUUAAUAAUGGCUACAUCCCAAAAAUAAAAAAUGGAGAAGCUUAUUUAUACGCAGUCAUGACAGGAUACGUGUUAUGGAAUUGUAUUAUUGAACCAAGUGCCAUUCGAAAAGGCUAUUUAGGAUUUCUUCAAUCGCUUGUUGGUGGAAGAUUGAAUAACUUCAAUCGUCGUCUCUAUGACCAUUUCGGGUAUUUCCAUCGCGACAUUUGCGAUGGAAUGCCGUUGCUCGAUACCCGUUAUGUGACUAUUAAUCCGUUGCUUUAUCAACCUCUUGUCAAAUGA
Caenorhabditis bovis is the source of this 1338-nucleotide messenger RNA. Lineage: Eukaryota; Metazoa; Nematoda; Chromadorea; Rhabditida; Rhabditidae. The record is from the annotation of a GenBank genome assembly.